CGUCCGCGUCCAACAUGGCGGCGCCCAUGGCCCGCUGGCUCCUCUUCCUCCUCGCGCCGCUCAGCCUCCGCGGCGAGGCGUCCGGGGACGCGGGCGCGGGGGCCUCCCUGGAGGACGACGUGCUGCUGCCCUACCCCCGCGGGCGCGCGCGCCUGGCCCGGGACUGCGCCCGGGUGCGCGCGGGCCGGCGCGAGCACGAGCGCUGGCCGGCCGCCCCGGGCGCGGGCCCCCCGGAGGUGCGCCCCUUCGUGUCGCACUUCGGGGGCCGCGCCGUGGCCGGCCGCCUGACGCGGGCCGGCGACCCCCUGCGCACCUUCUCGGUGCUGGAGCCCGGCGGGCCCGGCGGCUGCGCCCGGCGGCAACGCGCCACGGUGCAGGAGACGGCGCGGCGGGCGGGCUGCCUGGUGGCGCAGAACGGCGGCUUCUUCGGCACGGGCACGGGCGAGUGCCUGGGCAACGCGGUGAGCGACGGGCGCAGGGUGAGCAGCGCCGGGGGGCUGCAGAACGCGCAGUUCGGGAUCCGCCGCGACGGGACCCUGGUGACCGGGUACCUGUCCGAGGAGGAGGUGCUGGACACUGAGAACCCUUUUGUGCAGCUGGUGAGUGGGGUCGUGUGGCUGAUUCGCAAUGGAAGCGUCUACAUCAACGAGAGCCAAGCCACCGAGUGUGAAGAGACACAGGAGACAGGCUCCUUCAGCAAAUUUGUGAAUGUGAUCUCUGCGCGGACAGCCGUGGGCCACGACAGGGAGGGGCGGCUGGUGCUGUUCCAGGCUGACGGGCAGACAGAGCAGCGGGGCAUUAACCUGUGGGAGAUGGCCGACUUCCUGCUCAGACAGGACGUGGUCAACGCCAUCAACCUGGAUGGAGGCGGCUCCGCCACCUUUGUGGCCAACGGCAGCCUGGCCAGUUACCCAUCAGACCACUGCCAGGAGAACAGCAUGUGGCGCUGCGCGCGGCGUGUGUCCACUGUGGUGUGCGUGCACGUGCCCCGCUGCCAGCCGCCUGACUGCAGUGGCCACGGGACCUGCGUGUCCGGGCGCUGCCAGUGCUCAGGGCGCUUCUGGCGGGGUGACGCCUGCAACCAGCUGGACUGUGGCCCUGCCAACUGCAGCGGCCACGGACUCUGCACCGAGACUGGCUGCCGCUGCGAGGCGGGGUGGACAGGGCCCAACUGUGGUGAAGAGGAGGAGUGCCUGCAGCUCCCCAAGGGUGCCCCCCGGACCGGAGCUUCCCCGCUGCUCACAGGGACCGCCUGGCUGGGCCUGACCCUGGCGCUGGGCUCCCUCCUGCUGGUCAGCAUGGCGGUCAACGUGGCCCUGGCGCUGGGCUCGCGCGUGGAGCUCAGCCGGCACCUGGACGGCGCUUACGACUACCACCCACUGCAGGAGAUGAACGGGGAGCUGCUGCCCGCAGACAAGGAGCCGCGGGGGGACGCCCAGAACCUGUGCAGGGACUGACCGCCCCGCCGGCCUUGUGAAGGCUGGUCUCCGCACUGUCCUGCUUCCGCAGGGCCACCGACCCUCUGGCGCCGUCUGCCAGGGUCCCAGCCCAGCACAUGGGCCGCACCUGGCCGCCACCUCUCUGCAGCGCCCCCUGGAGGAGACCAUGACUUCCUGCAGGAGUCUGUCCCUUCCUGUCCUCCCCACUCUGCAGCAGCCCCCCAGAGGAGACUGGCCCUUACUAGCGCCUCCUGGAAGCAGCCGUCCUUUUCUGCUGCGCCCCCUGGAGGAGACUAGAGGCCCCCCGAGGGCCUUCCUGCAGGCCCUCUAAGCGGCAUCCCCAGAAUAGGGACCUCUGCCGGUGACGACCAGAACUUGUUACAAUGGGGUCGCGUGUUGGAGUGGAAGAGACUCAGGACCUCACUGCUGUCCACCCUCCAGACCUCACUGCCAAUUUCCAGGAACACAAGUGCCAAACUCGCCAGCUUACGUCCGUUUCCCGUCUCAGGCCACUCCCCAGCAGGGGAGGGUCCUGCCCCGCACCCCCGGGGAGGGGGACACGUACGCUGGACUAAUAAAGGGCGUACUGAGGGGACUGGA
This is a messenger RNA of Sorex fumeus (smoky shrew), 2039 nucleotides long. RefSeq names its product N-acetylglucosamine-1-phosphodiester alpha-N-acetylglucosaminidase (gene NAGPA). The coding region runs from base 15 to 1457 and encodes 480 amino acids. NCBI's taxonomy places the organism in Eukaryota, Metazoa, Chordata, Mammalia, Eulipotyphla, Soricidae. The record is from RefSeq and is a predicted model, not a curated record. The transcript has 9 exons.